CCUCUCCACAUUGCAGCUGAGCUGAGAACAGUUUGAGUGAUGAAUCCUCCAGAUUACCCGACUGAAGACGUGCCAUUGCAGGGCGUGAAUUAUGGUGGACUCCCUAUUCAGCCUGCAGUGGUCCAGCAGACUGCUGUGAACAUCAACACAGAUGUACCAGUCAUCAUUGAAUACCCGCAAGACCAUAUCAUCUGGUCAAUCUGCUGCUUUGCCUACGCAAAUCCUUUUUGCCUUGGACUUGCAGCUCUCAUUUAUUCCAUCAAGGCCAGAGACAGGAAGGUGGUUGGAGAUGUGGAUGGUGCACGACGUUAUGGCUCCACUGCUCGCUGUCUCAACAUUAUCUCCACAAUCAUAGUUUCUACUGUGUUCUUGGCUUUAAUAAUUGGGAUUACUGUUCUCACUACUACUAUAGUUUCAUACCGUACUGCUAAUUUAAAUUCACCCAGAGAACAGUAUGGGUUUUCGUAUUAAAAUAAAUUUUGCAACCUUCUAUAACUUUUUAAAUGCAUCAUCUGGGGGGGAAAAAAAGCCAUUUUACAAAAAUCUUAAAUGGAAGUCUUCUCUAUUUCUUUACUGACAAGUUUUGUUUUCAGACUUUGUUAGUUGAUGCAUAAAUCGUGUUAGUAAAUCGUUAAGAAAUAAAAAGCUUCACAUUUCAAUAAAUGUCUCUCUAUUUUA
Messenger RNA from Maylandia zebra (zebra mbuna), 678 nucleotides. NCBI's taxonomy places the organism in Eukaryota, Metazoa, Chordata, Actinopteri, Cichliformes, Cichlidae. The record is from RefSeq and is a predicted model, not a curated record.